CCCAGGCAGUGUAUCAGAUCCACUUUGCAGCCACGGAGCUCAAAGUUCCAAAAAGCAGUGGACCACAUCACUCACAUAUUAAGCUGCUGCUGCAACAACAACAACAACAAGAUGUUCUGCAGGAGGGUUUGGCAGAGACUCGGUCCAGGGGUCCUGAGGGUCUUCACACCAACAUUUAGCAAAGCUCCAGUGCGACAUAUGGCCUUAGGAGUUCCUGGGGGCUCCACCAACAUGACUUAUUUUGUUCUAUGUGGAGGAGGCCUGACUGCUGCAGUUGUCUAUGCCUACAAGACUGUCAAUGGUGAUAUUGAGCGGUAUGAGGACAGACUCGCCAACAUGGGCUCCACAGCAAAAGCUGAUGAAGAGGCUGCACCUGAAGUCAUCCCAGUCGAGCAGCAGGUGCUGGCUUCCGAAGCGGUCGCAGAGUCCAUCGCCGCUCCUGCAGAGGGCGCUGUUGAGCCUGUUGAUGAGAGCGAAGCACCUAAAGUAGACGCUGGUGAGGUCUCAGAGAUCAUCUCCACUGAGGAGGAGGAGGCCGCUGCAGAAGAGACUGUGGCUUUGGAGGAAGUAGUUGAAGAAACCCUCGUCACAGAUGAGGUGGAGACCCCGACAGAGGCCCCUUCAGCUGAGAGUGCGGAGGCUGUGCCAGAUCUUCGUACAGCUGUAACAAGUCUCGCUGGCUCUUCAGUUGAAAUUGCAGCAGCUUCUGUCGGGGAAUCCAGUUUGGUUAGAGCUGUCCGGCAGAUAGAAGAAGAUAGACCAGGCCUGGAGUCUGUGCUGGAAGUGUUAGAGCCUGUAGUCCUUGAGGGAACUAAAGAACACACCCAGGAGUCAGCUGUGGCCAUGAAGGAGGAAGAGCUGGUGCCUGCAGAAGGUCUUACUGGUGAAGAAAAGGCUGGUACAGAAGAUAAAGUGGCUGGAGAAGAGAUAGAGGAAGCUUCUUACCCAGCUGCUGAAGAAGAGGAAGUUGUACCUUUUUCGGAAGCAGUGGAGAACAUGGGACAGAAUUAUGCUGGGGAUCAGACUCUUGAAUAUGAUCCUAAGGAGAACAUCACCCAUGAAGACACAAAUAUCACUCCUGCAGAUCCGGUGGAUGAAGAUGAGAUGCCUGUGGAAGAGACUGCAGUAGAGGAGACAAUGGGUGCCUCUGAAGAAAAAGGUGUUCCAGAAACUGAGGUGCUUUCAGUCUCUGACCCAGUACCUACUCCAGAGUCUAACUGCCACAAUGAUCCCCCAGAAGAAGUGAUGCCUACUGCUGGUUUGCAGUCAGAAAACAUUGAGGAAGGUGAAAAUAAGACAAAUGAAAGCAGGGAGAAAGGUGAAGAUAAGACGACUGAAAGCAAGGAGGAAGGUGAAGAUAUGACGACUGAAAGCAUGGAAGAAGGUGAAGAUGAGACGACUGAAAACAGGGAGGAAGGUGAAGAUGAGAUGACUGAAAGCAAGGAGGAAGGUGAAGAUAAGACUGAAAGCAAGGAGGAAGGUGAAGAUACGAUGACUGAAAGCAGGGAGGAAGGUGAAGAUAAGACAACUGAAAGCAGAGAGGAAGGUGAAGAUAAGACGACUGAAAGCACGGAGGAAGGUGAAGAUAAGACAACUGAAAGCACGGAGGAAGGUGAAGAUAAGACGACUGAAAGCACGGAGGAAGGUGAAGAUAAGACAAAUGAAAGCAGGGAUGACGGUGAAGAUAAGACAAAUGAAAGCAGGGAUGAAGGUGAAGAUAAGACAAAUGAAAGCACGGAGGAAGGUGAAGAUAAGACGACUGAAAGCACGGAGGAAGGUGAAGAUAAGACAAAUGAAAGCAGGGAUGACGGUGAAGAUAAGACAAGUGAAAGCACGGAGGAAGGUGAAGAUAAGACUGAAACCUGGGAGGAAAGUGAAGAUAAGACCACUGAAACCAAGGAGGAAAGUGAAGAGAAGACUGAAACCGGGGAAGAAGGUGAAGAUAAUACUGACAACAGGGAGGAAAGGUGAAGAUAAGAUGACUGAAAGCAGACAGGAAGUCCUCUGUGGAAGUACAAUGUGAGAAAAUGCUUUUGUACAGUCAGUUUUGGAACACCUUCUUUUUUCCACCACUGAUUGUUUUUUUUUUACCAUGUUAACAAGUUAACUUGGUUUUACCACGUUUUGCAGUAAAGACAUUGGCUGUGUCUCAAAGGGACUACUUAUGUCAGUAGGCCUACAAUUUAAUAAGUACAGUAGAACCUCAACUUACCAGCAGAUUGCGUUUCACGACCAAGCUCGUAACUCAGAACACUCGUAUCUUAAAGCAGCCCUGCCUAUUAAAUUAAUUAAUUCAAAUCAAUUUGUUCUGAUUGCCGUCUUCCAGUCUCAUUAAAUCCAACAUGUAAUACAGUCGAAGUUACCAAAGAGGGAAGUUUGAUCAGUAAAGCUGAGAUAGCGAGUAAUGGCGUUGAAAAAGAUUAUAUUUAUUAUUAUGCUUGCUAACUCUCACAAUCAGUGUUGUAGUAGAGAAUAGUGCACGCUUUCCAGGCAAUGUGCAGGGAGAGUUAGACCCAGAACUGCUUCAAAGAUGCACAUUAAGGAGAGCUACAGGUUGAGGAGCAAGCCUCAGCUGGAGGAGGACAUUGGCUGGAAGGGUGUGGAAGCUGAACCGCUGCUAAAGGUUUGGUUUCCAAUGGUUGGAUAACCAAGUUAUUUCCAUCCCUAGCUUUAAGCUGGCAUUUUGAAAGAGAAGUGUGUUCGCAAUUUGUCGAGACACCUCGUAUCUCAAAAUACUCGUAAGUUAAGUCCUCGUAAGUUAAAGUACCACUGUAGUACUUUUAGUAAAUGUACUGCUGUCCCAAAUAUGUUACUGUCGUUGCCCACUUACUGAUCACAUUAAUUACCUUCUCCUCUACAUUCACUACUUUCCAUCAUUAUCAGUUAGUCAUCAGCCGCCAUUCCUUCAAAUUAGUCCCUUCCCUUCAACUAUGUAGCCAUGAGCUGUAUCUCAAUUGGAGGAGCACUUGCUUACUCACAUUUAGUCUUUUGAGUGCAUAAGUGUGUUGACACCGCCAAGUACCGUAUUGUCUGGACCAUAGGACGCACCGGAUUAUAAGGCGCACUGCCGAUGAGCGGGACAAUUCAGGUCUAUUUUCAUACAAAAGUUGCACCGGAUUAUAAGGCGCAUUAAAGGGGUCAUAUUAUGAUUUUUUUCUACAUUGAAAACAUUUCCUUGUGGUCUACAUAACAUGUGAUGGCGGUUCUUUGGUCAAAAUGUUGCAUAGAUUAUGUUUUACAGACCAUCUUCAAGUCACUUUCUGACAGUCGCUUCAGGAUGCGCUGGUCUUAUUUACGUGGCUCACCUUCGACAGCGUCUUCUCCCCAACAUCUUUGUUGUAGCGGUGUAGCGUGCAAAGACGGGAGUGGAAGAAGUGUCAAACGAUGGAGCUAACUGUUUUAAUCACAUUCAGACUUUACUUAAACCAAUAACGGAGCAGCAUAUUCUCAUCCGUGGCUCACUAGUGCAACAACAACGCCGGAAAUGUGUCCCGUGAAAAACCGUCCGUCCGGAACCCUCUAAUAACUAAAGUGCCGUGGGUGAAUUAUGUAAACCCACUACAGUUUUCAGCGCUUUGAUAGCUAGUUUACUGAAAGAUUUAAGUUAGAACUUUACACAACUUUAUAUCAGAAAUGGCAACAGCAGAAGAUGAAUGCCACAUAACAAGAAGGUAGAGAAAAAGAAUAAGCUUAUCAACUACGGUGUUGGCACUGACUACAAAGGCGGACGUGCGCACAUAUUCAGGACUUAUGCAGAUCCCAAAUACAGAUCAGCAGGUACCAGAAGGUAAAAAAAGUUGAUUUUGCAUAAUGUUGCGAAACAAAACGCCCGAUAAUGUCUGCUAAUAGGUGCCAUUUUUCGGUCCUUAUACACACACACCAUAAUAAUACUGGUAUGUUUACUGCACCAACAAUCCAUCAAGCGGUGCGGAUUCAUAGUUUACCAAAGUCGUGCUAAAACAUUUUGACAGAUUUUUGAGCGCCGUGUGUAAUGUUCUAUAUUCUUCAUGGAACAUUUAAAGUUUUGGCGUAUCUCUUAUGUGUGACUGCCAUCUACUGGUCACACUUAUCAUUACACCAUGUACCAAAUAAAAUAGCUUCGAGGUGGGUAAGCACAACCAGAAUUAUUCCGUACAUUAGGCGCAUCGGGUUAUAAGGCGCACUGUCGAGUUUUGAGAAAAUUAAAGAAUUUGAAGUGCGCCUUUAUAGUCCGAAAAAUACGGUAGUAAAGAGAAGAAGAAAGGAGAGUAAAUAUUUCAAUCCUAAUUUCUAGUAAUGCACAAUAGUAAUGGACUGCAACGUCAAAAUUCACGCGCUCAUGAACUAAGUACACGGAGUACACAGUCUACUUCCUUGAAGUAUUCCAUUUGAGACACAGACACUGCCAUUUUGCCAAUAUUAUUUAACUAAAAUAUGUAUUUUUUUAAUGGUUCAAACAUGUGAUCGACUUUAAAUUACGGCAUGUUAGAAAUAAAAAAAAAUCAUUAAUAUAACCAAUAUGUGAAAUAAUAGAAAUAUCUACAAUUAAUACUAAUAUCUCAAAUUAAGUAAGUAGUGAAUAUAUGUUGUGUUUUAGGUUCAAAUAUACAAACAUCUGUUGUUAACUGACAGUUGAAGAUGUUGCAUUAGGUGGUGGAAGCAUUGAAACAAGCUAAUUAAAUGUUUACACUCACACUUAACACAAUUUUUUAGAUGUGCAUUGUUUUUUCAGACAACUUUGGAACCUUAUUGAUGUAUAAAAAUAAAGUACCAAAAUAAAGACAAAGUAUUGCUCAGGUAUUCGCAUAUCAUUUAUAUGUUUAUUCGUGUCGGACUUUGUUUGUGCAUAUACAUAUACAUGCAGUUCUUUCUACAAAAAGUUUGAUUUGAUUAAUGGAAAUAAAUAAAUGCAUCACAUCAAUGGUUAUU
Molecule: messenger RNA, 4908 nt
Organism: Entelurus aequoreus (snake pipefish)
Lineage: Eukaryota; Metazoa; Chordata; Actinopteri; Syngnathiformes; Syngnathidae
Exons: 6
Coding region: 112-1971 (619 amino acids)
Biological process (GO): anterograde axonal transport
Cellular component (GO): mitochondrion
Source: RefSeq, a predicted model, not a curated record